Coniophora puteana RWD-64-598 SS2 is the source of this 703-nucleotide messenger RNA. RefSeq lists its product as uncharacterized. Lineage: Eukaryota; Fungi; Basidiomycota; Agaricomycetes; Boletales; Coniophoraceae. The coding region runs from base 83 to 520 and encodes 145 amino acids. The transcript is spliced from 2 exons. The record is from RefSeq and is a predicted model, not a curated record.
AGGGAUCAACGCUGCCGCUGUGCACGCACUGUCAUUACAAUGAUCGCAAUACAACAGGAUCAACUAAUAACAGGCGCAUACAAUGCAGGCAACACGUUGCCAGCGUAUAUUCUUGAGAACUACUACCAGUAUCGAUGAUAGCGCGAGCAGCAGAGGCGCGCGAAGGUUUAUGCGCCAGAGUGGGCGCGUCGGGCCUGGGACGGUUAUUGUUGAAAUCGGCGUGGAACUCUCCUACCUUCUUCGGCACGAUAACGCCCCGCCCCCGCCCGGCGCGGUGGGUGGGCACCGAUAUAACCGCAGUAUGGGUGGUAUCGUCACGGACCACCAGUGGCUACUGCCGCAUGGCACAGGGAUGUCGAGGAUGUAUCGCGGUGUCACUAGCGAGCGCGAGCGCGAGAUUAUAGCUGCGGAGCGGCAGCGUGAACGCAACCUCGAAUAUGGCCCCGUGCCCCUACAGAAUCCGCCGCAGAGCAGCGCGCAGCGUCGACGCCGCGGGGCGUGCGAGAGUAGCUCAACUUGACGGAGUGCGACAAGAUGCGUGAUCGUCAUCUAGGCUGGUAUUAAGUGAUCGGGAGAUAGCGAGGGAGAGCAGAGGGAAAUACGGAGGGAGGGGGAGAAGGAUAUGUAGCGCCCGCCACGCCAAGUACCAACACCCAGAUCGCAAUCGUGAGAGGGAGGAAGAAGGGGAUGGCCCUAGCUCAGG